Gadus morhua (Atlantic cod) is the source of this 940-nucleotide messenger RNA. RefSeq lists its product as uncharacterized. Bases 40 to 852 code for a protein of 270 amino acids. The transcript is spliced from 2 exons. The record is from RefSeq and is a predicted model, not a curated record. Lineage: Eukaryota; Metazoa; Chordata; Actinopteri; Gadiformes; Gadidae.
CAUUCAACAGAUUGUCGUCAGUGUUCUUUUCGUUCAAACAUGGACUGCUCAUCAGAAGAUACCCAAGGAUCAAACAGCGCUAACUGGAUGUAUAGGGACCCUCGCACCCUGUCGCCCCUGUCUUCUCCCGCCAAGGACUACUCGGCAUCGAGCAUUGUGGACGGUGAAAGCCAGUUGUCUGAGGCACAGGACAAUGAUGAACAUGUACAAAGUGGGGGCGUGGCUAUGGAGGCUGGUGAUUUAAAGGCCGUACAACCUGUACACCACUGGCUUCAGGAGUAUGCUGUCUAUCUGGCCGGAUUUAAUCUGUCCUUCCUACACAUCGGAGAGGACAGUGAGCUGGAGGUGGACACUGCUAUGAGAGAUGACGGAUGGCCUGUAUCAACACAGAUCCGUUUAAACCCUGCGGCGCUGGGUGUUCUGCGAUUUACCACUGGUAUCUGCGUGGAAGCCAUCAUCACACAUCAGAAGCAAGCGGACUGCUGGGGGUGCCAAAGUGAUUGCCCAAGUCAACGACGCCAUUGCUGCAUGCAAGGAUCGACACAUCAUCACUAUGAAUCCCAUUACGAUACCAUAUGUGAUAUAUUGGAUAGACCCCCAUUCCUGCUACUUUUAGAAACUGUUUUAAAGAAGACUAUAGGGUUGACUGUGUCCCCAGGAAAAAUCUAUGGUGUGGUCGAUUCUUUUCUAUGUGAUUUAUUGGGCAACACCUAUGAUACCGAAAAACUGGAUUUAAUAACCAGCGAAGGUGUGCCCGAUGAACAGCUGCUUUUGAUAUAUGAAGCCACACAAAUGUGGCGUAAUACAUUGUCAUUCGGUAAUACAAGGCCUGGUGUCAAGCGUCGUUUAUAAUGGGGGUGUUGUUUUCUUAUGCAUAUGAUGCGGAUAGCAAGUAUGUAUCAGAUAGACUAGCCGUUUUGAUGUAUGCUGCCAUAGAAAA